GGAGGCUGUCCCUCAGAGCUCACAGCGAGCAUGCGCAUUGGAAAAAAUUGAGAGCUUCAGCUCCUUUCUUGAGCGUUCUCUGGCUUCUCCAGCAGUCGACUUUCGCGUGCGCGUGCGCGUCCUGGAGAGCGGGAACGCGCAGUCGCUAUCGGGGCCACUUUUUCCCUCUCCUCCCCACCCCUGCUCUUUGAGUCCCUAGUAUGGUGCGCGCGCGGGUCCGUUCCCACCCUCACGUGACAUGGAGGCGGAGAGAGGAAGGGAAAGGUCAGUGGCGACGUCGACGGAGCGGAAGGUCAGGGCGGGAGCGGAAGUGGGAGUCGGAGCCUGUCCGCCAUUGUGGGGAAGCGGCGCCUAGAGCAAAGGGGAAGCAGCGCUGUGUCCGGCCGGCCGGCUCCUUCCAGCGGGAACUCGAUCAGCGGCGGCGAGCCUGGGCGGCAGCGGCGGCGACAAUCAAGCGGCAGCGGGGAGAGCGGCGCGGUCGGUGUGUGCGGGAGUCACUCGAGGCCCAGGCGGAGCGAGGGGAUCGCGGCUCCCCGUGAAGAAUGUCAGCCACCAGCGUCGAUCAGAGACCUAAAGGACAGGGAAAUAAAGUUUCAGUACAAAACGGUUCGAUUCAUCAAAAGGAUGCAGUAAAUGAUGAUGACUUUGAGCCAUAUCUAAGUAGCCAGACAAAUCAGAGUAACAGCUAUCCACCAAUGUCAGACCCAUACAUGCCUAGUUAUUAUGCUCCAUCCAUUGGAUUUCCAUAUUCUCUAAGUGAAGCAGCAUGGUCCACUGCAGGUGACCCUCCAAUGCCAUACUUGACAACCUAUGGACAGAUGAGCAAUGGUGAACAUCACUAUAUACCUGAUGGUGUGUUUAGUCAACCUGGGGCUUUAGGAAAUACCCCUCCAUUCCUUGGUCAACAUGGAUUUAAUUUUUUUCCUGGGAAUGCAGAUUUCUCUACAUGGGGGACAAGUGGAUCUCAGGGACAAUCAACACAAAGCUCUGCUUAUAGCAGCAGCUAUGGCUAUCCACCUAGCUCUCUUGGUAGAGCCAUAGCAGAUGGACAGGCUGGAUUUGGCAAUGAUACUUUGAGCAAGGUGCCUGGGAUUAACAGCAUUGAGCAAGGCAUGACUGGACUGAAAAUUGGUGGGGAUAUGACAGCUGCUGUGACAAAAACUGUAGGUUCAGCUCUGAGCAGUACAGGUAUGACAAGCAUUGCAGCAAAUAGUGUGCCCCCAGUUAGCAGUUCAGCACCUAAACCAACCUCCUGGGCUGCCAUCGCUAGGAAGCCUGCUAAACCUCAGCCGAAACUCAAACCUAAGGGUAAUGUGGGAAUUGGUGGCCCUGCUGUACCACCGCCUCCUAUAAAACACAACAUGAACAUUGGAACUUGGGAUGAGAAAGGAUCCAUGGUAAAAGCACCCCCUUCCCAGCCAAUACUGCCUCCUCAGACUAUAAUACAGCAGCCUCAGCCAUUAAUUCAACCACCACCAUUGGUGCAAAGCCAACUGCCUCAACAGCAGCCUCAGCCACCACAACCACAGCAGCAACAAGGACCUCAGCAGCAGGCCCAGCCUCACCAGUUGCAGCAGCAACAGCAGCUGCAAAACCGCUGGGUAGCUCCUCGUAACAGAGGAGUGGGCUUCAGCCAGAACAAUGGAGGAGCUGGCAGCGAAAACUUUGGCUUAGGUGUUGUACCUGUCAGCUCUUCACCUGGUGUAGAGGUACACCCAGUACUGGAGAAACUAAAGGCCAUAAACAACUAUAAUCCCAAAGACUUUGAUUGGAAUUUGAAGAAUGGACGUGUGUUUAUAAUCAAAAGCUAUUCGGAGGACGAUAUACACCGCUCCAUUAAAUACUCUAUCUGGUGUAGUACUGAACAUGGUAAUAAACGCUUGGAUGCUGCUUACCGUUCCCUGAAUGGGAAAGGUCCACUCUAUUUACUCUUCAGUGUGAAUGGCAGUGGACAUUUUUGUGGAGUGGCUGAGAUGAAGUCUGUUGUGGACUACAAUGCAUAUGCCGGAGUCUGGUCUCAGGAUAAGUGGAAGGGGAAGUUUGAUGUUAAGUGGAUCUUUGUCAAAGACGUUCCCAAUAACCAGCUGCGGCACAUUCGUUUGGAAAACAAUGACAACAAACCGGUUACCAAUUCGAGGGACACUCAAGAGGUACCCCUAGAAAAAGCCAAGCAAGUGCUUAAAAUAAUUGCUACUUUCAAGCAUACCACCUCAAUCUUUGAUGACUUUGCACACUAUGAAAAGCGUCAAGAGGAGGAGGAAGCCAUGCGCAGGGAGAGAAAUAGAAACAAACAAUAACUAUAUGAAGAUGUCCUGCUAGAAUUACAACACUAAUGAUGUAGACUCUGGAAAUGCCUAAUAUGUCUAAGAAGACAUUAUUAAAGCUUUUUUUCUGCUUAAGGUGACAUCUUUGAACACUUUAACACGAAAUUGACUCUUCUUGUAAUGGUUCUCAUCAGUGCAUCUGCCCUUAUACUCUCUCACCAAACACACUUGAGAACUGUAACUUCGUCAAGCACUUUCUGUCCUGAAGCUUUUACCAGUAUCUGCCGUCUUUUGUAUUUAUGCAUCCUAGCUAAGUCACAGGAGACGGAAGGAAUGCAAGGAUUCAUUAACUCUUUGAAUUUGUUAAAUACUAACAAUUAACCAUUAGAAGUGAUUCAAUGAUGUGAGAUUCACAUUGCUUCAACUUACUUUUUCUUUGUUGUAGUUUUUUUUUAAUUGUCAGUUUUUAGCUAUUCAACAGAUUAAAAGCAAAAUCAUGCCAUAUUUAGUCCUGGAGUAAAACUCAAGUCUAAAUGUUCAUGUGAAAAUUAUUGUAGUAAACUUUUAAUAUGGCAAAGCAACUUUAAGAUGCAGUUUAGCCAAAUGAAACGUAACAUGAAAUUAUAUUAGAAUGACAUUUCCCUUGUUUCAAACUGUUUGGUGUAAGAGAAUAUUAAUAUGCAGCUUGGUGGACAGCACCGGUUAAUGCACACUUCUUUAUUUUUUCUGUAAUAUGUAUACUGAAAAAAGUGCAUUUGUCUGAGGAACUGUUUGUUUGCUACCACUCAAUGAAUCUCAGUUUUGAGUAAAUGUACCUCAGUCUACAUCAGACUUUUUAUGACCUUUAUAACUACAUUUAAAACCUUUAAUUCCUAUUUCUGGGUGUUUGCAAGCCUGACAGAUUGCUAUCAUGGAAGUGAAAAUUUACUCCUCUAGGUGAUUCACUAGCUAAAUAAACAUAAUUCUUGUUUAGCAAG
Molecule: messenger RNA, 3241 nt
Organism: Chelonoidis abingdonii (Abingdon island giant tortoise)
Lineage: Eukaryota; Metazoa; Chordata; Testudines; Testudinidae
Gene: YTHDF3
Product: YTH N6-methyladenosine RNA binding protein F3
Biological process (GO): mRNA destabilization
Cellular component (GO): cytoplasm
Molecular function (GO): mRNA binding; N6-methyladenosine-containing RNA reader activity
Source: RefSeq, a predicted model, not a curated record